UGCGGAAAGAGCUGAUUUUUGAGCUAUGGGAAAUGCUGGGCAUUUUGUGGUCGUUCUGCAGGCAGUUUGUUUGUGGCUCGCUGCAGCAAAGCUGAAAUCGCCUGAUUAUAGGGCUGGUUCUAAGGACUAUAAUGCCGCUGCAGACAACAAUCAAUUGCAGGAGGAGGCGUUGGAGGUGGCCGUACCGAUGGCGAUGGCGAAGACGGAUCGCAAUGCUCAACCCGCAGUGCAAGUAAAAGUGACAAAUGAAGUGGAAAGUGCCCUCAGAAUGGGAACAAUGACGAUGAUGCGGAUGAGAAAUCGGGGCGGUGAGCGGUGGCGGUGGCAGACGAACUACUUUGACACACAAAUGCCGCUGCUGUCGUCUGGCCUAAUGAGUCCCGGCUGGCUGCCAAUAUGGGAUGAGCAGCAGGCGCGGGAGAAGCAGCUCGAGCAUCCUGAGCAGGGACCCAGUUCGGUUGAACAGCAAUUACUCCGCCUGCAGACGGACUACAAAUUGCUGUACAAUGCCGAGCACCACACCUACUUCCACCUGCACACGCUGCGCAUCCCGGAGGGCACCAUGAUCCGCCAGCCAGGACCAGCACCAUCGAAAUCCGAGGAGCCACCGCAUCGCAGGCUGUUCCAGCAGGUGGUGGGCAACACACUGACCGCCGCCUUUGGCCUCAACGUGAUGAACAAGGGCCAGGUGGAGGGGCAAGUGGCUGGGGACCAGGCGGAGGUCAGCAUCACCACCGAACAGGUGAAUCUCUACGAUGCCGCCUCGCUGCGUCGGUCGCGCUUCAGUCCCUUCAAUCCCACACGAAUCCUUAUACACGGAUGGUUGGGCAACGCCAAUGCCAACAUGUACAGUGCUCUAAUCCCUGCCUAUUUGGACCUUAAGAACGGCACCUACAACAUCUUCACCGUCGACUGGGGGCGUGGAGCCAUAGCGGACUACAUCACGGCCAGCUACAGGGUCAAGCCGGUGGGCAAGGUGCUGGCCAAGUUCGUGGACUUCCUGCACCAGGAGGCGGGCCUGCGCUUCGAGGAUCUGCAGCUGGUGGGCUUCAGCAUGGGGGCGCAUGUGGCGGGUCUGGCUGGGAAGCACCUGCAGACCGGUCGUCUCCGGAUGAUCCGGGCUCUAGAUCCCGCCCUGCCCUUCUUCCGAUAUGCCAAGGAGAAGGAGCGAUUGACCCCCCAGGAUGCCGACUAUGUCGAGGUAUUGCACACCAGUGUGGGCAGCUACGGAUUCGAUCGACCCCUGGGUCAUGCGGACUUCUAUGCCAAUUGGGGCAGCCAGCAGCCAGGUUGUUUUUGGCAUGAAUGCAGCCAUUGGAGGGCCUUUAUGCUCUUUGCCGAGAGUCUCUCAGGGGAUCGGAAUGAGGGUUUCCUGUCCCAGGGCUGUCCAGCCGGUGAAUGGCAGCAGUUGACCCGCUUCCAUCGCUGCCCAAAGGACACCGGAGUUAUGCAGACCAUGGGCGGUGAUUUGGCCAACGCUACGGCGGAUUUCUUGGCCCAAAGACAGGGUGUCUAUUAUUUCCGAACAAACGACCAGCCACCCUAUGCUUUAGCACAAAAUGCCAGUUCGCCAGGGGGUGGUGGUGCCACCAAAUAA
Drosophila biarmipes is the source of this 1597-nucleotide messenger RNA. RefSeq lists its product as uncharacterized. Bases 26 to 1597 code for a protein of 523 amino acids. Gene Ontology annotation, molecular function: lipase activity. NCBI's taxonomy places the organism in Eukaryota, Metazoa, Arthropoda, Insecta, Diptera, Drosophilidae. Gene Ontology annotation, biological process: lipid metabolic process. The record is from RefSeq and is a predicted model, not a curated record. The transcript is spliced from 3 exons.